CCCUGUCUUGCGACGGGAAAGGCGUCGCUGAUGCAUCCCUAUGGCCACACGCCAGUAUGAAAGCCUUCACAGCGCGCCGGAGUCCGCCGCCGCCGCACCAGCCGACAGACGGGCCGUCUGCACCGUCUGUGGUGGCGCGGAGGAGGACCUACGAGAGCAUCAGAAGCACGCCCCGCACUCCAGAGGAACACCACCAUCACGUCAAGGUGAAUCCGGCAGAGUCUGCGCACUCGUCUGUCUUGUGCGUGAUGACUUGGCGUUGGUGCCUCUGGCAUGGCAGGCUGAGCAGCGUGCCGUGUUGGUGGCGGAGAGGCACGCAGAAUGGCGGAAGCACAUCUGGACGGUACGCAGGCAGACCACGCGCAUAACACUGACUAAAUGGACAGAUGGGCACACGUCGGCAGACAGACAGACUUACCUAUGCCUGGUCGUGUGAUGCCUGUUGGCAGGACAAGGGCGACGCCCUGAUGUAUGUGUUUCUGCGGGGUUUGAGGCGGCGGGUCAAGGAGAGCCUAUACGUCAAAUGGGUGGUACGUUUGUUUGACAUCCAUGCAGUGCAAUGCAGCACAGCACACGAAUGUAAUGCCCCAUCAUGUCUGCACGUUUGUUUGUUAUCAGGAGUAUUGGUUGUCGAUGGCCAAGACGCCGGGGGUGUCUGUGCGUGAGCUGAGGGACCUGCUGCUGGACAAAAUGAGGGCUGACGUGGAAGCCAUACGCAGACGGGGGUGGGUACUCGUGCACUCACACACACUCCCGCGUAUCGUACAGUGUCCACGGAGCCCUGCCGUGUGUGUGAUGUGUGCGCAGAUCGUCCUACUGCGACAGCGAUGACGGUUCAUCAGAGGGCGGAGGGGACGCCGAUAUGGACUGUGUCAUCGAUAGACUUAGGUGCGGAUGGACAGCACACGGCGGGGUAGAUGGACAGAUCAUAUGCCCCUCCCUUUACUUGUAUGUCGAUGUGAUUGAUGCAGUGACUGUGGGAGCGUUGACGAGAGUGUCAAACGGGAAGCCUUCCAGAUCAUCCACCAGGUCGACAAAAAAGACAGACACUCAUACACCCACACACACACACAUCGAUGCAUCUCUCUCUCCAGCUCUUCCAAUCGCUGUGCCCCGAGCCAUCACCAAGACGGCACCACUCCAUAGACCAGCUGCCAACCACCAGACGGGCCAACACAACACCAGCACCACCAUCGGAUACCGCCACACACCGAUCGCAGACACAGAAGCGGGCAAUGGGUCGCAGAUCGUCCCACCCGUUGUGGCGGCUGGUGACCCACCGCGGCGGCCCCCCAGGCGUCCACACGACGACUCGUGAGGAGCACUGGUCGUCUGUGCAUGCGUCCGUGUACAGCAAGGGCGGGGGGCCGAUGUGGGUGUGCCCGAGUAGCCCGUCCAGCAGCAGCUCGUGCUCCUCUGACGGCAUACUGCCGCCAUUCCGCAGCUACCUCGACUGGUGUAUGCUCGACUACGGUGAGUGAUGGAGGAAAGACAGAGAGAUGCACCAUGUGCGCGAGUUGGCAUCGGAUGGAUGGAUGCAGGGACAUGUUGGUUGGCUCUGUGGGGCUACCUGCUGGGCGAGAAGUACAUGGAGGCGCAGCGGCACAUGAGGGCGGUGGAAGCAGAGGUGGUGGUGCAUGUAGUGGUCGGGUGAGCCUCUUAGAUGAGAGAUAGAUGGACGAUGGAUGACCCCCACCCACCCGUCCACCUACCCACCACACACAAAUGCAUGCUGGCUGUAUGAUGUAUGGUAUGUACAGUAGAGCACACACACAUUGCGCACACACAGGGUGAGGUGACGGUUGGUUUUAAUUCAGCUCAUCGAUCGCUUCUUGAUGGCUUGGAUGGAUGGAUGGAUCGACUGACUGACUGAUUGACUGCUUGUUGCCCGUUUGUCCGUUUGUGUGUCUGUCUGUUUGUGUGUUUUUUGAUGCGUCACACCGUGACAUGUCAUGCCACUGCCAUACCUACACACGUACAGUACGGUCCGGGUGCAGAAUUCAGUUGCCGGUGAGGCACGAGCCAGCCAUGUCAGCCAUGUUUUGACUAUCGCUUGCUGCCGUUUUGCGUCCACUCACUUGCUGGUACGGGGUAUGUAUGUAUGCAGUCUCUCUCUCGCGAUCGAUCGAUCUCACUCUCACUCGUCUCUGUACAUAUAUACACAUACGCAUACUCAUACUCAUGUAGAUUAGUCCAUCUGCCUGCCUGCCUGCCGAUUGCUGGACGGCAUGCCAUGCCAUAGAGAUCCAUCGAUUCAUCCACCCAUAUCGGUCCAUAUCUAUCUGUGUUGGUGUCAUUUUCUUUUUCUUUUCUUCUUUUUCUUUGCUUUGUGUGGUUUUUCCUUCCUGCCUGGCUGCGGUCGAUCGCCCCUUGCACGUGUGUAAGUACCUGUGUACGCAUCUGUGUUGUGAAUGAAUGAAUGCGUGAGUGGGUGUAAACUAGUGGGUGGAUGACUGCUUGGAUGGAUCGAUAGAUGCGACAAGACAGCCAGGGCACACCAUAACAUAACAUACCGCACAGCGAUAGAGACACUUAGUUGCACAGCGACAGCGACUGACUGAGAGUCAGAGUGACAGCUAAAACUGCCUUCCUGGGCAGGUGUUGUUGUAAUGGGACAUUAUUGUUCUUUUACAGGGCGGGGCGGGGCUCUGGUGGGAGUUUGUUGUGCGCUGCACACACGCACAGAGGCAGGUGUGCAUGCAGCGCUGCAGCUAGGAAAUGGGGUCGUUUUACAGGUGGGCGGCACGGCACGCAGUGUCUGUAUCUCUGUAUGUCUGUAUCUAUGGGUGUGGCUGUGCUGUAUGUGUGUGGAUAAGUGGAUGGAGGCGGGGAGUCAGUCGUGUGGACGGACGCACGGACGCACGGACGAAGGCACUUACUUGGAGCAGACAAGCAUGACGGUGAUGGAAAGAUG
Vitrella brassicaformis is the source of this 2914-nucleotide messenger RNA. Lineage: Eukaryota; Vitrellaceae. The record is from the annotation of a GenBank genome assembly.